GUCAGAAAACAAUCAAACCUUUUAAAUGUGUCUUGUACUUUUUAUAAAAACAAACAAACAAACAAACAAACAAUUUUCCGGUUAAUAAACCGGUUCUGGUUCUGGUUCUGGUGGACCCAGCACCGCAGGUCCGGCUCUCUCCUCCCUCAGACUCUUGGACCGCCUCCAUCCUUGAAAAGGACCCGGACCGCCCUGGACCCGAACUAUUUGAACCCGAACCAUCUGCACCCCCAGCAUUAUGAUGGACCAGAACCGGGCGGCUCCUGUCUGACCGAACCUCCCGAACCCUGACCCGCAACUUUCUCUCUUGGUCCUCUGGUCCCGACUCCAGGGUCAUGCCGUCCGGAACCAGCCCAAGAACCGGAUUUUCUGUGCGGGACCUCCUGAACCUUCCGAACCCGCCUGGAACCGAGGAGCCGAACUCCAAAGAGGAUCCGAACAGCUGGAUCAACUGGAGCCGCGGAACCGAGUCCAGUUCAGAGCAGAAACCAGCCGAACUCUGCUCGGACGGGUCCCGGUUCGGGUCGGCCCAGAAGAACCGCGGCAGAAAGAGACGCGUGCUGUUCUCCAAGGCGCAGACCUUCGAACUGGAGCGGCGGUUCCGACAGCAGCGGUACCUGUCGGUUCCGGAGCGGGAGCACCUGGCGGCUCUGAUCCACCUCACCCCGAACCAGGUCAAGAUCUGGUUCCAGAACCACCGCUACAAGCUGAAGCGUGCCCGAACCGAGCGGCACCAGGAGCUGCAGCUGCUGCCGAACCGGGUCACUAUCCCGGUUCUGGUGCGGGACGGGAGGCCCUGCGAACCGUUCCGGUCCGGAUUCAGGUCCGGAAUCAGCCUGCCUUUGUGCGCCUACCCACCUCUGCUGCACCCAGCCUGCGGUUCGGAACCGAGUGGACCGAACGGACCGCAGCAGCAUCUUGCCCACUUUUACCCCUGGACCUGGUGACACCAGAACUUUAUGAAGGUCCAGAAAAGACUGAAGACAUGUUCUGGUUCUGUUGGGUUUUUCUCCUCUAGAACCUCCUGGUUCUGGUGGACGGGUUCUGUCUCAUCACUCAUUCUAACCGAACCGAACCGGCUUGCAUCACCUGCUUGUUGUUGUUGUUGUUGUUGUUGUUGUUGUUGUUGUUGUUGUUGUUGUUGUUGUUGUUGUUGUUGUUGUUGUACUCUGCUCAUGGUGCUGACCCAAGGCUCGGCUCAGAUGGACUAAAUAAAUAAAUAAAACCGGUUCAGUUCAGUUCUGUUGGACCCAGUUUGGUUCAGACGGUUUUUAUAAUCGGUACAUAAAACUAAACACGUGAAAAGGUUGAAAACCUGAUUGAUGUUCUCUAAAUUAUUGUCUUUUCUGAAAAUAUCCGUCAACAUUUCAUUUGUUUACCGUGUUUCUUUGUAAAUAAAAUAUAAGUUAUUGUU
Molecule: messenger RNA, 1414 nt
Organism: Austrofundulus limnaeus
Lineage: Eukaryota; Metazoa; Chordata; Actinopteri; Cyprinodontiformes; Rivulidae
Product: homeobox protein Nkx-2.2
Exons: 2
Coding region: 336-947 (203 amino acids)
Biological process (GO): regulation of transcription by RNA polymerase II; cell differentiation
Cellular component (GO): nucleus
Molecular function (GO): RNA polymerase II cis-regulatory region sequence-specific DNA binding; DNA-binding transcription factor activity, RNA polymerase II-specific
Source: RefSeq, a predicted model, not a curated record